This is a messenger RNA of Hypanus sabinus (Atlantic stingray), 15526 nucleotides long. RefSeq names its product protein-methionine sulfoxide oxidase mical3a-like. Gene Ontology annotation, molecular function: protein binding; FAD binding. The record is from RefSeq and is a predicted model, not a curated record. The transcript has 34 exons. Bases 3523 to 9315 code for a protein of 1930 amino acids. NCBI's taxonomy places the organism in Eukaryota, Metazoa, Chordata, Chondrichthyes, Myliobatiformes, Dasyatidae.
CAGACUCCCUUGGAUUUAGCUGAAAUUCUGCUGUUGGGCCUGUGCCUCGGUUGUGUGUUUUUGUAAAUGCUUUCCUGCUGACUCUGGUAGGAGGCAUCUGAUUCAUUCCACUCUCUCCCACAGGAGAGUGGGGCCUAGGAUCUGUGAGCUGUCUAUGAGGGGAAUGUUGUGUUCAGAGAAACUGGCCUGUGAACUGUCCGGAGCCUUUGAUGUGAUUAAAUCAGCAAAUCUUCACUGUUGGUCUAAUUCCACUGGCCGCAGAGCUGUUGGACCUGUUGGAUCGCAGUUUGUUUUUACCUGUGUUAUGAGCACAGGACGGCUGUACAUUUGCUGCCCCGGUGACUUACACUGAUGGUUUCAUUCCAUCACAGGAGAGAGCGAGCGAGGGCUGGGUCUGCCUUCCCUCUUAGCCAGAGAAUUGUGGCUGAGGUGGAAAUCUGUAACCUGUGGUCCCAAAGUCCUUCUGGCCUUUGUGUGAAGCCUGGUUGUGGGAGGGAAGUGGUGAGGGAAACAUGGUUCCUCACCCUGUUUGCCCCUGCAAGUCACUGAGCCUGAUGGAUGGUGAGUGAGAGAGGAAACAUUCAGAUUUUGGUCUGUUAUGGGUUUCUGUUCUAUUUCUUUCCUGUACCUCUCCCAAUUCCAAACUUUUACCAGUCUCUCCUUUCUCUCUGUUAGCAACUGCCUCACACGCACUCAUAAUCCUUUCAUUACAUUACUCAGUCAGUGGGCUCCAGAGCCCCAGCUCCGUCUUUGAGGUUUCUGAUGCCUCCACUCUGUUGGAAAGUGAGAGUUACACAAAACUGCCCCUGCGCAGUACACAUCGUAUGGGGCUGUGGAUACUGCAGCUUCCAUCCGAACCACUUCCUCUCUCAUUCUUUCAUUUUUAAGGCGCAUUUUACCUUCUAAACCCAGGACAAUCCAGGCCUCCAUUUCCUCAUUAAAAGCCAUUGGGCCUGCUGUGGCCGAAUCUCAGGCGGCUUCCCUCCAGGUGAGGUUCCCUUCUUGGGCCUAGUCUCUGAGAUGGCAGUGGUGCUCUAGGCGAUCCAAACAUGGGCAAGGCCCUGUUGUUUCCUCCUGAAAUCUUGCCUGGCUUCUCUAUCCCACCAUCUUCUCCCCUCUCAGCCUGACCCAAGAACCCCCUGUUCCUUCAGUUCUACAUAUUAACUGCCCCAACUAUAAUGUAUAAGUAUUAUGAUUGUUGCUAUAUAUAAUAACCAACAUAAUACAAUAUAUAUGUAUUGUAUACAUAUAUAAUUAUAUAUUGUGUACAAUAUAAACAUAUAUAACAUGCCUGGAGUACUGCUUGCAGUUACUUGAGGGAAUUUAUACUGGUUUUGGAGAUGGUGCAGAGGAGGUUCACCAGGUUGAGUCUGGAGAUGAGAAGGUUAGCGUAAGAGAAGAGAUUGAGUCGCCUGGGACUUUACUCAUUGGAAUUUAGAAAAACGAGAGGGGAAAAAUGAUAAACACAUAAUAUUAUGAAAUGGAUAGAUAAGAUAAAGGCAGGAAAAUUGUUUCCUCUGGUAAGUGAAACUAGAAGUAGAGGACAUAUCCUGGGGACACGGGAAUAGAUUUAGGAUGGAGAUGAUUGCCAUCUUGCGUCCUGCUGGUGAAGUUUGGCUCUGUAGGUGGCUGGCAGGCAGAGUGCUGUGUUCAUAUGGACAGUCCGAGACUGCUGCACAUGGCAUUGGCAACUGCUUCUAGUGCGCUGCCUUGCACUGGAACUUUUAACAAUCAGGUUCUGAGUGAUGCCUCAGUCUGAAUCGGGGCGAGAGAGCGUGAAAUGGCUGUAAUCAGCCUGGUCAUAAAAAUACUCUUGGCAUUAUCUGCUGUCGUCUUAAUGGCUGCCUAAUUGAUGGGUCAGGGAUGCUGGCAGUUAGUAGAGUGAGCUUGCUGGGCUGUGGUGUUUCUGAAGCAAACUAGGGUCCGCAAUUUACAGUGCCACAGCCUGCUGGAUGAUAAGAAGUGUUCUUUAACAGGUGGAAGGGCUGUGGAACACCCAAGGGAGCUUUGAGUGUGGACAAACCCAGGAGGGGCAUUUGAAAGCAUGAAUAAGGGAGUGAGCUGGGGUCUGACUAUAAGACCUAAGACUAUUGGAGUGGGAUACACAAUGCCCUACAAGACGUCUUUAGAUGUGAAAUACCCUUAGAGAGUAAGACCAUAUAUUUUGGGUAUAUACCUCAAGAAUGGUUAAAAAGAGAUGAAUAUUUAAUGAAUAUACUGCUGGUGACUGGUAAAAAGACUUUUACUAGGAAAUGGUUAUCACAGGAGAGCCCAACUUUAAAUGUAUGGAUGGAAAUUACAAUGGACAUUUACAAAAUGGAGAAGAUAACAGCAUCUGUUAAUCAUAAGCUGGAACAAUUUGAUUCAUACUGGGAAAAAUGGUUUAACUACAUAAUGCCUCAUAGGCUUGAUUUUAUUCUCACAAGUCAAUGAAUAUGUUGUAAAAAAAGAUCACUCCCUACUUUGUACAUAGUUUUCUUAUUUUGAUUGUUCUUUCUCUCCUCUCCUUUCUCUAAGUGUAUACCUCAGAUAAUUAUUAUGUGGAGAUUUGUGACAAAUAUUAUAUGAUAUAUAUGUACAGUAUCUGAAAUACAUCUUGUGGAAAUGUUUGAUGAUAAACUUCAAUAAAAAAUAAAUUACAAAAAAAAGAAUUAGACUAUUUCAGCCCAUCAAGUUUGCCUUGGAGGGAUUGGCUUUAUUGUCAAGGCUGGAUAUUUGGCUUUAUGAUGCAUUGGUCUGACCACACUUGGAGUAUUGUGAGCAGUUUUGCGCGCCUUAGAAAUAAAAAUAUGCUGGCAUUGGAGAGGGUCCAGCGGAGGUUCACGAGAAUGAUCCCAGGAAUGAAAGGGUUAACGUAUGAGGAGUGAUUGAUGGCUCUGGACCUGUACUCCCUGGAGUCUUGAAGAAUGGGGCGGGGGGGUGGGGGAAUCUCAUCAAGACCUAUUGAAUAUUGAAGGCCUAGAUGCAGUGGAUGUGGAGAGGAUGUUUCCUAUAGUGUGAGAGUCUAGGACCAGAGGACAUAGCUUCAGAAUACUAGAUGUCCCUUUGUAACAGUGAUGAGGAGUUUUGAUAGCAGAAGGUGGUGAAUCUGUGGAAUUCAUUGCUGUAGACAUCUGUGGAAGCUAAGCCAUUGGAUGUAUCUAAAAUGGAUGUUGAUAGGUUCUUGAUUAGUAAGGUCAUCAAAGGUUAUGUGGAGAAAUCAGGAGAAUGGGGUUGAGUGGGAUAGUAAGUCAGCCAUGAUGGAAUGGUGGACCAUACUCAAUGGGCUGAAUGGCCUAAUUCUGCUCCUAUGUCUUCAGGUGUAAAGGAGCCUGUGGGUCAGUGGAACAGUGACCAUAUGGAUUCCAUAUUACUUCUGGGACUGAAAUCAGAGGAAAGUUGAACUACUGCAUUUCAGACUAGCUGGGGACGUUCGCGAAGGGUCCUUCCUCGGAAACCCUGGUUCAUGAUGUGGGAGACCAUCAGCUGAAGAGGAAGAAAUAAUUUAUCCAGCCAACCACCUGGGAAGAGUUGCCUGCCAUCAUGGGGGACGGUGGGACUUCGAGCAUCGAGCAGUCACACAUACAUUUUGACCGCUUCAUCCAGGCAACCACAUGCAAGGGCACUUUCAAAGGCUUUCAGGAGCUGUGCGAGAUCCUGGGCAUCUCCAACCUUGACUUCCCCUACUUCUACACUAAGCUCAAGUCCAAGCUCAAUUAUUGGAAAGCAAAGGCACUCUUUGCAAAGCUGGACAAGCGAGGCAGUCACAAGGAUUACAAGAAAAACACAGCCUGUACCAAUAUAAAGUGUCUGGUGAUUGGGGCUGGACCCUGUGGCCUCCGCACAGCCAUCGAGCUGAUGUUCCUCGGAGCCAAAGUCAUCAUCGUGGAAAAGCGCGACACCUUUUCUAGGAAUAAUGUCUUACACCUGUGGCCAUACACGAUCCAGGACCUGCGCAACUUGGGGGCCAAGAAGAUCUACGGGAAGUUCUGUGCCGGGGCCAUCGACCACAUUAGUAUCCGCCAGCUCCAGCUGGUUUUGUUGAAGAUUGCCUUGAUCUUGGGGACGGAAAUUCAUCUAAACGUGGAAUUCCGUGGGCUCCUACCACCCAGGGGUCUGAAAAACCCAAAUCUGGGAUGGAGAGCAGAGAUCAAUCCUCCAAGCAGCAAAGUGUCACAGUUUGAGUUUGAUGCUGUGAUCGGUGCUGAUGGCCGAAGGAACACUUUAGAAGGCUUUCGGAGGAAGGAGUUCCGUGGGAAGCUCGCCAUUGCCAUCACGGCUAACUUCAUCAACCGCCACACACGGGACGAGGCCCGCGUUGAGGAGAUCAGUGGCGUGGCCUUCAUCUUCAACCAGAAGUUUUUCCAGGACCUGCGGGCAGCGACAGGUGUGGAUUUGGAAAACAUAGUCUACUACAAAGAUGACACGCACUACUUCGUCAUGACUGCGAAGAAGCAGAGCUUGCUGGAGAAAGGAGUGAUUCUGCAGGAUUUCCAGGACACGGAGAAGCUGCUUUCUCGGAAUAAUGUCAAUCAAGAUGCUCUCCUGAACUACGCGACGGAGGCAGCUGACUUCUCAACCAAUCGCAAGCUGCCACAGCUCGACUUCGCCAUGAAUCACUAUGGCCAACCUGACGUGGCCAUGUUUGAUUUCACCUGCAUGUACGCCUCAGAAAAUGCCUCGCUGGUGCGGGAAGAGAACGGGAAGCGGUUGCUGGUUAACUUGGUGGGAGACAGCUUGUUGGAGCCCUUCUGGCCAAUGGGAACUGGGAUCGCCCGUGGAUUCCUAGCAGCAUUUGACGCCGCCUGGAUGGUGCGUUCCUUUGCACAGGGGACACCACCACUGAAUGUGUUGGCUGAACGGGAGAGCAUUUACAGAUUACUACCUCAGACUACGCCACAGAAUAUCAGCAAGGACUUCAAUCUGUUCAGCAUCGAUCCCGUCACCCGAUACCCCAAAGUCAAUAUCCAUGUUCUGGAUCCAAAUCAGGUCCGGCAUUUGUACAUCACAGGCGAUCAGAAGGUCAUUCCCACAGUUGAACCUGCGGCAGGUUCAAGGUCACCACGGACGAAGCAGAGUGACUCUCUGGCCCGAUCCAACAAGUUGCUGGCCUGGUGCCAGAAGCAGACGCAGGGCUACAGGAACGUCAAUGUGGUUGACCUGACGACGUCGUGGAAGAGCGGGCUGGCGCUCUGUGCCAUCCUCCAUCGCUACCGGCCUGACCUGAUAGACUUUCAGCAGCUGAAUGAGAAGAACGUGGAAGCCAAUAACCAGCUUGCGUUUGACAUUGCGGAGCGGGAGUUUGGGAUCUCUCCCAUCAUGACGGGGAAGGAGAUGGCAUCGGUGGGGGAGCCGGACAAGCUGAGCAUGGUGAUGUACCUGCUGCAGUUCUACGAGAUGCUGAAGGACACCACUCCAGAGGAAUAUCUGUUGGGAUUUCAUGACAAGUCCAAUGUUGCCACUUCCACGAAAUCACCCAUCGCUUUCUUCAGCAGGCUGGGACAGAACAUCACUCGCAAAUUGACACCAAAGGAGGAGCGGGAUGUGCACCAGAGGGGAAACAUCAAAACCAUAACUGACAAGCUCCUCUCCAGGUCCGAGGUCAAUGUCGGUGGAUUGAAGAGUCAGCAAUCAAUCAGACGGAAGGAGUUUCCCUCAGAAAUUGGGGGUAGUGAUGUUUGCUACUUCUGCGGGAAGCGAGUAUACGUGAUGGAGCGACUGAGCGCUGAAGGGAAGUUCUUCCACCGCGGCUGCUUCAAGUGUGACUAUUGCGGUGAAACCCUCCGGCUCUCCACCUAUGCCUACAACCCGGAGAACGGGAAAUUCUACUGUAAGCCCCAUUACCGACUGGCAGGACGGGAGGCCAGGAAGAGACCAGCAACACCGCCCGCGGCUGCCCAGGAGAAGGUGUUUGCACCCCCGCUGCCCACCAUCAGCACCGACGGACAGUCCAGCCCCAAGGAGCAGCAUGUCGAGGGAGCCGCAGAGCCCUGGCAAGCGAAGCGACUGCGUGGCACGCCUGAGCGGAUCGAGCUGGAGAACAUCCGUGUGUCCCUGGAGCGGGAGGAGGAUCUGCAGGAGGUGCCCGAAGAGACGCUGGCCGAACACAACCUGAGCAACGCUCUGCUCCAGACUGGCCAAGAGCCCUGCAGCAGUUGCAGCAGCUCCGAGUAUGAAAUGGAGGAGGACGAGGAGGAGGGUCAGGAUGAGGAGGUGGAAGAGGUCCAGGAGGAGGAGGAGGAGGAGAAGGGUAAGGAAGGUGCGAUGGCCCCCUCAGUGGACAGCCUUCCAUGGGGAGAAGCUGCGGAGGUCCAUCAGAUGCUGAAGGACCGCCCAGAGGAGGACACGGAAGCCGAGAGCGAGGAUGAGCAACAAUCAGAAUCCAGUUACGAGGGUGAAUACUGCCCCUGGGAUAAGGAGCUCCAGUAUGGGCUCUGGGUACAUCAGCUCUCUGAGGAAGAGGACACCCAUGUGUUCCGAGUCUCGAGCCUGAGGGUGCGGCAGAUCGUCAGCCCCAUUGACCCUCUGGACAUCAAGGCAGAUGUGCACUGGACACACAUUACAGGGCACGGAGGGGUAGGCUCACCGGCAGCCUCAGCCCCAGAAGCCUCCAACGCUCCGCCGUUUCGGAGUGAAGCAGUUCGGGCGUGGUUGGAAUCCCUGACUGGAGAGAAGCAGAUGAACGUGGAGCUGAGCCCAGAUGAAGAGGAGGAGGAGGAGGAGGAGGAAAAUAAUUCGUCACUAGAGGAUGAUAUUGCGUCUGAUGCUGAGGCAGAGAGCCAUUUACUCUCAUAUACACAGGAGCUGGAGCAAUUAGUGCGGAAAAAAGAAGAGGCUUGUGGCAAGGUUCGAAGUCCAGAUGGAUACAUACCCACGUACCCAGUGCUUUCGAGAAGCAAUACGGAUCCUCAGGUAUCUUCUCUCAACUCUCUGAGAAAUCAGCUGGAGGUCGGCAAGCUGAACUCCAUAGUGGAGCCGUAUUGCUCUGAAAGGAGAGAAGAACAGUCACCAAAACUCGCCAGCUCUCUUUCCAACCUCUCUCCAGUGCGACUACAGCCUCUGUUCUUUCCAGAACUGACUUCACCCUGUUCGCCAGUGAGAUCUCAGCCAGCAGCCGCCCCUGCAACCCAAAGUCCAGCCACUCCAGCCAUCUGCUGUCAGCCACUAACGUCUCCCGAAGCAGCCAGUCCCGUCACCGCGCAGUCACCGGUGAAAUCCCAGCCGGUCCCCACCAUCCUAACGUCCACCCCCAUAGCUGAGCCGGGCAGAGACAAGAAGAGCAGUGCAACGAGCCCAGUGCCAGGGGGAGAGAAGCCGGCUGCAAAGGACCCUGUGGGCGAAUUCUGGCUGAGGAGCUCGGAGAUGAGGAAGAGUCUCAGAGUCGGUGCUCCGGAGCGAACCAGCGGUUCAGAGACCAGCUUCACACUGUCCACCACAGGAUCUGCCUCUCCCCAGUCCUUCACGCCAGAGGAGCUGUUCGAGGAACACCCGGCCAGUUCUCCUCCACCCUCCGGGGCACCAAGCAUACCUUCAGUUGAGGAGCAGGUAGUGCCAUCCCUCACCCCGAGCCCCUCCGCAGUGAUAGAGCCAAAGAGUUCAUUCAGCGGCCAGAGGGACUUGACCAGCACCUCCGGCCUGGGCCUGAACGGGAGCUUGAGCAACACCAGGACAGCCGCCAGUGAGAGCCUCAACAACUCGGACACCAUGCUGACCCCUCCCUCCAGCCCACCUCCCCCACCCCCUGCCAACGAAGAACCAGCCACCCUACGCCGGAGGAAGCCCCGUGACACAAAGAAGCGUCCAGCUGAGCAGGGCCUCGCCCAGGAGUCGCCAGGCCAGCGAGCGUCCAGCCCUGCGCCGGGGAGUGUCCGGAAGUCACUGGCAGAGAGCAUUGAUGAGAUCCCAUUUGCAGAUGACGUAGAGGACACCUACGAUGAGAGGACACCCGAUGCCAGCCUCCAGGAGCGGUUUUACCCUCUCGGGCAGGAGAGACCAGCCAGGCUGCAUCCAGUCCAAAGCGUGAAGGUCGGGGAGGCUGUGCCCACAGCUGCCAGGCGUCGGCCACUGACCGAGAUCUCCCCCGAGGCCAAAGAGGUGGCCAAGGAAAGGAUGAAGGCUCGGGAAAAGUCUGUCAAGAGCCAGGCCCUCCGGGAUGCCAUGGCGAGGGAGCUGAGGAAGAUGAAAGAGAUGGAGGCGGUGGAAGAAGCUUCAGCCCGCCCCCAGAGAGCUCAGGACACUGGCGCCGAGAGUGUGCUCCUCUCCCCUGCUGGGUUAAUCAAUGGCCACGAGCAGCAGGAGGCAGUGGUCGACAGCCUGCCCUGCCCAGUGCCGGCGCUGGACGGUAGCCACGAGGGCUCAGCGGCCUCCUCUGAGAGCUCAGGUGGCAAGACCAAGAAGAGGGCCUCCCUGUUCUCACCUCGGAAGAGCAAGAAGGAGAAGAAGUCGAAGGCCGAGAACAGCCUGACCGAAGAACUCACCAAGCCAAGGUCCAUCUGGAGGUCCGUCUUCUCCAGCUACAGGAAGGACAGAAAGAAGAAGGAGGAGAAGGCUUGCCUCGGCUCGCCCUCCAACAGUAACGCCACCAACUCCGGCACCAAGCGCAGCACUGACAUCCUGCGCACUGCAGUCGAACUCCAGCUCCGUCAACACCUCAGUUUUUCAGAAGACUCAGACCUGUCCAGUGACGAUAUACUCGAGAGGACCUCACAGCGCUCCAGGCGAGAGAAACCCUACACCGAGGAGGAACUCAACUCCAAGCUGACUCGGAGGGUCCAAAAGGCAGCCCGGAGACAGGCCAAGCAGGAAGAGUUGAAGAGGCUACACAGAGCGCAGAUCAUUCAACGACAGCUGGAGCAGGUGGAGGAGAAGCAGAGGCAGCUGGAGGAGAGGGGAGUGGCUGUGGAGAAGGCUCUCCGUGGAGAAGCAGACUAUUGGGGAGAGUCUAGUUACAGUGAAAUCCUCGACUUGCAUCUGGGUGGAAUGGGCAAAAAGGACGACCCUCGCCUGAUGCAGGAGUGGUUUAAAUUGGUGCAGGAGAAGAACAGGCUGGUACGCUAUGAGUCAGAGUUGAUGAUCUUUGCCCGUGAGCUGGAGCUCGAGGAUUGUCAGAGCAGGUUACAGCAGGAACUCCGGGAGCGCAUGGCCAUUGAUGACAAUCUGAAGAACAGCGAGGAGCUGUUAGAGGAGAGGCAGAUCCUGAACGAGAUGCUGGAGGUGGUGGAGCAGCGAGACGCACUGGUGGCGCUGCUCGAAGAACAGCGGCUCCGCGAGAAGGAGGAAGACAAGGACUUGGAGGCUGUCAUGCUGAGCAAGAGCUACAACUUGAACUGGUCGUAGAUGGCCCACCUGCAGCUGCAGACACGGAAAGCCUGGGCACAGCAUCAACGGUGGUCAGAAGGGGUGGCAAGAGAUUGUCCUGUGGGUGGCUAGUGGAGCAGAUUCCCAUUGUCUUUCUCCCAUUAUGGUGGACACUGCAGAAUAGUGGUUGUGCUGCAUGCCCGUGUGUCAGCCACGCACACGUACACGUCCCCACCUGAACUGAGGGCAACUUCAGCCGAUCCCGAUCAGAUACUGGCCAGCUCUAGAAUACUCUGGACAAUAAUGGACAGGUGCUCAGAGGGCAGGAGAUCCAUUCGGUUUGCACGAGUUAUGGGGCCACUAGCUCAUUUCAACAGAUUCAUAAGAACUUAAUUACUUUUGAUGGAACUGUAGAACUGGCAAGCACAGGAUGUGGACCCUAUAGUAAGUAUAGACCCUGCUCAUUCUGCAGAUCCUUCUCUUAUGCAAGGCAGUAACAGAUAUCCUGCUCCUUGAGAUGGAGGCAUGCUUUCCAUCUUUACACCGUCCACUUUUCCAGACCAGUGGUACCACUGAUCUGUGAGACCAAGUCCAACCGGAGGUAUCAUCAGGGUCUUUUGUAGCUUCCUGCCACUGAUCUUGGCACUCAGAGGGCCAAGCACAAAGUGACCCCACCUCCAUCUGUUACUGUAGGCACCAGUUACCUCUUCUUUGGGGAUGUUGGGCUCUGUGUGAUACAACAGAAACCAUUUAAGUGCCACGGCAUGAACAGAAUGAGAUGGAAACCAUAAAUGGUGGUGUAUUUAAAUGAGUCCAGUGACUUCCCACCAUUAAAAAGCACUCCGCAGCACAUUCCUUUUUCCUACCCUCUCACUUGCACGCUCUACCUUGGCAUUGAUUCACUUGGACAUUGCAUCCCCUGAAGCUCCUCGUUAUCUUUCACAUAUCCCAGUUGAACAAACACAUAAUAGCCCAUUCCAGUAGGGCAGUCAUUAAAAAUCCCAACGGUACUCAAAAAUGUGGAGGGUGUUGGAAGGAAAUGGUAUAGUGAUGAUUAAGAGGAGGCCAGAUAGGAAUUUCUGAGAGAGGGGAAUAGAGGAUCAGUUUAGGUCAGUGUAGGCGGAUGGGGUGGAACAAAGUGGCCAGCUGGUUUUGAUUUAUUAUUGUCACAUGUACUGAUAUACAGUGAAAAGCUUUUGUAUGUUACCAGACAGACCAUUCCCUUCAUAAGUACUUUAAGGCAGAAUAUAAUGUUACAGUUCCAGAUAAUAUAUAGUACAGGUCGACAUUAAAGGGCAAGGGCUACAGCGAGGUAGGGCUGGGAGUUUUAGUGUAUGAGAGAUUCGUUGAAGAGUCUGAUAACAUCUAUCCCAUCUUGUGACAGGAGAGAAAGGCCUGUUUCUGUCCCAUAUCUCCAAAAUAAAAUACCCGUCAUUAGGCACACCCCACUUCCACACACAGUAGCACGCCUGGCUGAUCUUUCUUCACAUGCACGUGUGUGUGCCAGCACACAUCCGAAUCCAUUGCCACACCACCAUCACAAACUGUGUUCGUACACUUCCUUUGGCAGUGCGGAAAUUAAUUGAAAAGUUACCUUUUCUCUGACGUGACCAGAUUUGCACAUGGUACUUUAACUGUGGCUUAGCUAGCAUCUUGUACGUUUCUCACAUGAUCUCUCCAUAAGACUGUAAAACAUAGAAGCAGUAUUAGACUAUUAACCCACUAAGUCUGCUCCACCAUUUAUUAUUCCUCUCAAUCUAUUCUCCUGCCUUCUCCCAGUAACCUUUGAUGCCCUUACUAAUCAAGAAUCUAUCAACCUCCACUUUAAGUAUACCCAAUGACUUGGCUCCACAGUUACCUGUGGCAAUGAAUUCCACAGAUUAAUCACCCUCUGGCUAAAGAAGUUCUUCCUCAGCUCUGUUCUAAAAGGAUGUCCUCAGGCUCUGCUUGACUCUCCCACUGUUGGAAACAUCAUCACCCAUAGGAGCUUCCUCUGCUCUUAUAUUCUCUGAUUCAACUAAUAAAAUCAGGAAUCCCAAAACGUUCUGAUCCUCCGGAAUAUGCACUCCAAACCCUCUGCUGGUUUACAUUUCCCAGUAUCCUGCCAAUUUGUAGUGUCUGCCCUCCCCACAUAUAUGACAUUGCCCUUCUGCAAGUUACGUUAUCUGUCUGGCCAGCUGCUUGAUGCAGACUGGCUUCUUCCACUGUCAGCCACAAAUUUUUUUACAUUAUCUGCAGUCUAUUUGCCAUAGCUCCCAGAGUUAGCUUUGUAUCGAUGAUGUGCACUGUGAAACACCAGCGUCAACCCCUCUGUAAACAGCCAUCCUAUCAAUACCCUUCGCUUUUUCCCUUACAGGGGAGACAAUUGGCAUGCUCCCUUAAAUCCCAUAGGCUUUUAGUUUCUUGCCAUGGAAUUGAUCUUGUCAAAAGACUCAUGCUACUAUAGAUUCACUGCUUGAUAACUCCACAAAAAAAUCUAAUUUGUCCCUAUUCAACUUUCGCUGACAAUUUCACACUGAUUAUCCUUGACUAAAUGUCCCCUGAAUAUUCCCAGAUUAUAAGAUACAGGAGCAGAAUUAGGCCAUUUCGCCCAUCGAGUCUGCUCUGACAUUUCAUCAUGACUGACCCAUUUCCCUCUCAGCCACAAUCCCCUACCUUCUCUCCGUAACCCUUCAUGCCCUGACUAAUCAAGUAUCUCUCAACCUCUGCCUUUAAUAUACCUAAUGAUCUGGCCUUUGGCAAUCAAUUCCACAUAUUCACCACUCUCUGGCUGAAGAAAUUCCUCCUCAUCUCUGUUCUAAAUGGACGUCCCUCUAUUCUGAGACAUAGGAAACAUCCUCUCUACAUCCACCCUACUGAGGCCUUACAGCAUUCAAAAGGUUUCUGUAAGAUUGCCCCCCUCCACCCAUUCUUCUGAAUUCCAGGCCCAGAGCCAUCAGUCAGUCCUCAUGGUAACCCUUUAUUUCCCAGAAUCGUUCUCAGGAACCUCCUCUGACCCUCUCCAAUGUCAGCACAUCCUUUCAUAGAUAAAGGGCCCAAAACUGCUGACAUGAUUUCUCCAUUCUGGUCUUAGGCUGACUGAUCUGUCGUAACUGGCUGUCAACCCUGCUCCCUUUAUCAAAGCUGAGACCACUUUGGCAGCCUCUACCUGGAUAGGGGAAUGUUUACAUGUCAACCAGUACCUCCCUCCUUGGGCAGUUACUGUACUUCAUGUGAUUCCCAACCCUUAAACAGGCACACUUCCUUCCCCAACACACUCCAGUUGUUUGACAACACUCCCUUCAGCUCCAGGCACCAGAUCCUGUCCCUAUGUCCUACUUUUCUCCCUUCUGACAUAUCACUGCCCUUCACCCAUUUCCUUUCCCUCUGCAGCCUUUUCCAGCCAAUCUGCAUUCUUCCUCCCACAAUCCUGAAUGCAAGUCCACCAACCACGUACUCCUGCCCGCUAUUCCAGCUUCAUGGUAUCAUUCCUACAGAACCAGUCACUGCCCAUCCCUAAUUGUGUAGUGUAUCUGCUUCCCAUUUAAGGAACUCCCAUGGUGCUGUUAGGAGGGAAUUAUGGUGGCAGUACCACUCCAAGUCUGGAGGGGACCUGCAGAGUGACAUGGUGUCUGCUCCGAUCCUCUCAGCAAUUCUAUUAGUUUUCCUCCACUGUCAGACAUGAAAUAUCACUGGGCUGAUGGUAUUUCCAUGCCUCUGCUGUCCUUUCUACAGUUGAGUGAGAAGUUCUGUUACAGAAGCCUUGGUCAGGAACUGCUGUACAUUUAGUUGAUAGCACUUGUCUCAACAUCUCUGAAUAAGUGGAGGUCAGCCAGUAAUUUAAACUUACAGGCAAUUGGACUUUAUUGCGCUCAUGGUGGAGGGCGUGAAUGUUUAGGGUAUGGAUGAGCCGAGCUUCAUCCUGAAUGUUGUCGAACUUGGAAGUUUACUCAUCCAGCAGAUGGAAGGUAUUCCAUCCCACUCCUGAUGUGCCUAACAGAUGGAGAAGACUGCUUUGGGAUUCAGGAAAUGAACCAUUCCCAGCAGGAUGCACAGCCUCUCAGAGACACAUUGUUCACGUAUGCAGUCUGAUUACGUUUUUGCUGAUUGGAGAUGCCCAGGGUGUUGACAGUGGAUGACUGGACCAUGGUAUUGCAACAAGUUGUAAAGAGAGGGUGGCCAGAGCCUCACUUGUUAAAGAUAAUCAUUAUCUGGCGUUUGUGAGGUGCAAGUGUUACUCGGCACUUACCAGCCUGUGCCUGAAUAUAGUCCAGGUCUUGCUGCACGUGGACGUGGAUUGCUUCAUUACCUAAAGAGUUGCAACUAGAACUGAACACUGUGUGCAUGGUUUCUGCAUCUGCGUGUGUGUGUGUCUGGGUGAGUGUGUGUUUAUUUCAUUGUAUUUCAGCAGUCAGGGUUACAGCAGUGUUGAACCUGUGGUUUAACACAGUAUUAUGUACAGAUGAGUGUGCGUGUGUGCGUGUAAUAGUACACAGAGGUGUGCAAAUAUAUUUAAGAAUGAAAUCCUGUGGAAUGCUGAGGAAUGUAAUUAUGAAGGUCAGGUUUGAAAAUUGUGUCUGUGACUUUGUGGCUGCACUCAAACUGGAGUCUAAAUCAGAUGGAAAAUAAGAGAAAUCCAGUAACUGGAUAGGAGCCCCCACCUACUGGUAGCCUCUCUGCGAGAGCAUUUAUAGGCCUGGUCGGUCUGUGAAUCAGAUCAGUUCCCAAUGGGAACGUGAUAAAAUGUGAUUGUACAGGGUGCUUCAUACAUUUAAAAUACAUUCAGUUGAUUCAGUUUUCUGCGCUGUGCCCUCGCUGAGAUUAAUUUGCUGCUUCGGGCUUGCUCAUGCAGUUAGAGAGUUGUACAGCACAGAAACAAGCCCUUCAGCCCAUUGAGUAAGGGUCUAACUAUCCAGUUCAAUCAAUCCCACUCUGAAUUCUCCCCACAUCCCCAUCAACUCCCCCCAGAUUCUACCACUUGCCCACACACUGGGGUGAGUUACAAUGGCCAAUAAAUCUACCACCCUGUCUUUUGGAUGCGAGAGGAAACUGGAGUACCUGGAAGAAACUCACGUGGGGAGAGCAUGCAACCUCUGCACAGACGGCAUCUGAUUGAACUCAGGUCUCUGGAGCAGCAAGGCAGUGGCUCUACUGGACGCACCAUUGUGCCACUCCUCUUUUAACACUUUAAAAUAAUUUUUUUUAAUGCACAAUUUUUUUAAAAACAUGUAACUUUUCCUUUCUUUGCCUCAGCUUUCCAAUCCCUCUCAAACUCCAUCGGGACAGAACUUUCCACAGGAUGUGGCAGUCAGUUGCCCAGCAUAAAUACUGGAGUCCUUAGUUAGACGGCUCCAACAACUGUUGCUGAGUAAGUCAGAACUGCACCAGGUCCGGGGAUCCAAGACUGACCAGCUGUGGAACUCCAACCUGUCAACCCCACAGCCGGUGGUGUGGAUACAUCUUUCACAUCUAGCUUCAGUACAGAGGGUGGUGUUCAUAGACACAAGUCAAUGGACCUGUGAUCAUUGAACCUGUUGUUACCCUGCAGGCAUGCUCACUGUUCUAGGGUCACCUAUAGGCUGCCCCUGCCCCCCUCCCAUUGAUAGCUGUCUGCCUAUCUGUCUCUGUACCCCUCUGUUACUACCUCUGUCUUCCUCUUCUCAGUGCUAUACUCUGUGUACAAUGUGAAACCACACAACCUUACUCUGUACUCUCUCCCCGUUUUUCCUUCAAUCUCAUAUUUUAAGCACCCUGUCUCAUUCAUCUCCUCUUCCUAAAUAUACUCUCUGUCACCUCAUUGCACUGCAGUCGCUAGCUCUCAACAAUUCCACAGUAUCCUCUCUUUAACCCAUUCCAUUCUACACUGUUUUCUCCUCCCUCUCCCUCCUAUGUCUCCCCUCACCCCUCCCUCUCUUCCCCUGUACCCACUCCCACUCUCUCCACCCCCCCACAAGUCAUCUCAACCCCACAGACAUCUAGAUAAUAAAUCUUCCUUUGUACUGACGCACUGUCAGCAAACAGUAAAUGUUACAUUCUGAUGUGCAUAGAACAGGAAUGGAUCAUCAUAUUUUUCCUGUUGUGUACUUUUUACAUGCAGACUCCCUCUGAAAGACUCCAGUUUGCAGGGAUGUUGAAUUUACUGUAAAUAUGCCACUGAUGUUCUGUGACAGGCUACGUACUGUGAUGUGCUUUGGUAUCAUUUGCACUCACUUGGAUAAUAAUUAUCGUUCGCAAUGUGUGAAGGUGGAAUUAAAGUUAUUUAUUAACACUU